This is a messenger RNA of Meloidogyne enterolobii, 966 nucleotides long. The record is from the annotation of a GenBank genome assembly. Lineage: Eukaryota; Metazoa; Nematoda; Chromadorea; Rhabditida; Meloidogynidae.
AUGUCAAACUUUCAAGUUCAUUAUGCAUUGGUUUUAAGAAAAUUUUCAAAAUUUAUAUUUAUACAACAACAUAGAUUGUUUUCAACUGAAACAAAAAUUGAAAAAUUUACUGAAAAUGUAUUACUCAAAUCAUUAAAUAAAUAUACACCAGAUAAAAUUCGAAAUUUUGCGAUAAUUGCACAUAUUGAUCACGGCAAAAGUACACUUUCUGAUCGAUUAUUACAAUUAACAAAUGUCAUUCCAUCUGAUUCAGAACAAAGAUAUCUUGAUAAAUUGGAGGUGGAAAAAGAGCGAGGAAUUACUGUUAAAGCCCAAACUUGUACUAUGUUUUAUAAAGGAAUGAUGCUGAAUUUAAUUGAUACGCCUGGCCAUGUUGAUUUUAAUCAAACGUUCUUUAGUUGCUUGUGGUGGUGCUAUUCUUCUUGUAGCUGCAAAUCAAGUUUAUUUAUCUCUUUUUUAUUUUUUUUAUUUUUUAAGGGAAUACAAGCUCAAACAAUUUUUAAUUUUUGGGAUGCCUUCCAAGCCGAAUUGUCAAUAAUUCCAAUAAUAAAUAAAAUUGAUAUGGCAUUGGUGGAUGUUGAUAGAAUUGAAAAACAAAUGGAAACACUUUUUGAUUUUAAAAAAGAGGAAAUACUUAAAGUAUCAGCAAAAACUGGAUUAAAUGUCCCUUCAAUUUUGGAUGCAAUUAUUGAAAGAAUUCCUCCGCCUAAUCUUGAAAUGAAGGAAGAAAAAUCUUUUCAGGCACACAUAUUUGAUUCUUGGUUUGAUCAUCGUUACGGAGUUGUUUUACUUUUGGUUAUUAAACAUGGACAGUUAAAACGUGGAAUGUCAGUUCAGUUUUUUAAUGACAAAGAACGUGUCUAUAAUGUUAGACAAGUUGGUUUUUUACAUCCAGAGAUGGUUCCAUGUGAGGUUAUUUUAAAUUUAUUUAUAAUCGUUUUUAUUAAAUCAACUUGUAAUAAUUAG